GUUUGGUUAUUUUCUGCACACAACAAUCAUAGAUAUCCAAAGAAAGUACCAGAAACAUAUUAUUAUUUUCUGAAGAAAAAGAUCUAAAGUUUUGUACCCUGAAAAAUUCUACCUCCAUCAAAAAUCUUGAUUAAAGUUGAGAAUCUUUGUUUUGUAUUGUUUUCCAAGAAAAUCUUGAAGUGGGUCUGUUGAUUUGAGUGGUUUGAUCUGAAAAAAUGGGAGCUGAAGCUGAGGUUGUGAUUCAAAAGAGCGUUCCUGUCUUGGAUGUGCCAAGUUCUGAAGUGGAUGUGAAAUCCCCAGAAACGUCUGUUCUGCAAUUUGUUCCCAGCAUUCGUUCUGGUAGUUUUGCUGAUAUUGGGCCACGAAGAUACAUGGAGGAUGAGCACAUAAGGAUAGAUGAUCUGUCUGCACAUUUCGGUUCACUCUUUAAUUUUCCCAAGCCAAGUGCAUUCUAUGGGUUAUUUGAUGGCCAUGGAGGGCCUGAGGCAGCAGCUUAUGUUAGAAAAAAUGCAAUCAGAUUCUUUUUCGAAGAUGCUAAUUUCCCACAAACUUCUGAAGUUGAUGAUGCAUUUCGGUUAGAGGUUGAGAAUUGUCUAAAGAAAGGAUUUCUUCUGGCAGACAUGGCUUUGGCUGAUGACAGUAGUGUGAGCACUUCUUCUGGGACAACUGCUUUGACAGUUCUUGUACUUGGAAGGCUACUAAUGGUGGCAAACGCAGGAGAUUGCCGAGCUGUUCUUUGCCGGAAAGGAGAGGCAAUUGAUAUGUCUCAAGAUCAUAGACCUAAUUAUGCAUCAGAGCGAAAGCGCGUAGAGGAAUUGGGUGGGUUUAUUGAUAGAGAUUAUCUCAAUGGUGUUCUAGCUGUAACUCGGGCUCUUGGGGAUUGGGACAUGAAGUUGCCUCGGGGUUCUCCUUCCCCUCUUAUUGCAGAGCCGGAAUUUCGUCAAAUUGUACUGUCGGAGAAUGAUGAAUUCCUCAUAAUGGGGUGCGACGGGAUCUGGGAUGUUAUGUCUAGUCAACAAGCUGUUAAUCUCGUGCGUCGUGGGCUGAGACGACAUGACGAUCCCGAGCAAUGUGCCAAGGACCUUGUGAUGGAGGCCCUGCGGUGCAACACUUUCGACAAUCUCACCGUCAUCAUAGUUUGUUUCACUUCCCUCGAUCACCCGGAACCAUCACCGGGACGCCAACGAAAAUUUAGGUGUUGCAGCCUGUCAGCAGAGGCUCUGUGUAACUUGAGGAUUUUUCUUGAUGGGAAUGGCAACCAUUGACUGUCUAGUUACUUGAGAUGGGCAGGAAGGCUGUUUAGGAUUGCGGGGAUGGUAAGAUAUCUGUACAUAACAAUUGGUUGGCCGGUGGUGAAUUGACUAUUUGGUGGUCCAUUUUGAGCAUCACGACUCUGUGUUAUUAUGGAUGGCUUUUGCUUCUAUUUUCACUCACUAUUUGAUGUGUACAUAUAUUGAAAAGAUUAUAUUAUUAUGUUGGCGAAUUUAUUCAGUCUCUAUUUUCUUUU
Olea europaea var. sylvestris is the source of this 1507-nucleotide messenger RNA. Its product is annotated as probable protein phosphatase 2C 49. Gene Ontology annotation, molecular function: cation binding; protein serine/threonine phosphatase activity. Lineage: Eukaryota; Viridiplantae; Streptophyta; Magnoliopsida; Lamiales; Oleaceae. The transcript has 4 exons. Bases 216 to 1265 code for a protein of 349 amino acids. The record is from RefSeq and is a predicted model, not a curated record. Gene Ontology annotation, biological process: protein dephosphorylation.